GCAUAUAAAUAAAUGAUGAAGCAACCACCAGGCAGCAACCAACUACUACUACCAUAUGCAAGUGCAACAAACAACACACGAACAACUGGUCUUCUUCCCUCCCUGCCUGAACCUACACCUCCACCUAGCAGCAGCGAAGAAGAAAGUUGCAGUGCUCCGAUCUCAAGCAACAAAGUCCUUGCCGGAAUGGUCUUUCAGAGUGGCAGUGUUCUCUUCCGGCCAGCGGUGCCUGCAACAACGAAUCGCUCCGGGGCGGUCACGACCUGUUCCUCUCGCAAAUUCACCUUUCGCACUUCGACCCAAGCUAGUCUCUCUUCUGGGCGUAGAGGCAGGGGAUGCAAAGCUUCGGCGAUGCGCGUUUGGGCUUUGGAUCGUAACGCCGGCGACAUGAAAGCGGGGUCGGUUCCGAACUCAAAUUAUGUGGUGCCACUGGACAAGUCCUCCUGUAUCACCCGCCCUCUCGCCGAGAUCCUCCGAGACCUCAACAAGAGGAUACCUGAUAACAUCAUUAAAACUGACGAUGCUUCCGCCACUUUCUUCCCCUGGUACCAUGCCAACCGCAUGUUGAGUUUCUACGCCCCAGGUUGGUGUGGAGAAAUACGCGAUGUGAUAUUCUCUGAGAAUGGAAGUGUGACUGUUGUAUACCGUGUCACUAUAAGAGGUUCUGAUGGGGAGGCAUACCGUGAAUCCACGGGGACAGUAUCACCUGGAAACAAUCAUAAUAAUUUAGAUGCUGUUGCCGCUGCAGAGGAGAUAGCGUUUUGCAAAGCAUGUGCUCGGUUUGGCCUUGGCUUGUAUCUGUAUCACGAUGAAUAGAUGAUGAUGAUGAUGAUGCCGACGGCAGACGACAAAAGGGGUUGUGCGGUGUAUUAAGAAAGAGACACCAAUGCCACGAUAAGAAUUUGAAGCGAAGACACCCACCCUUUUGUAAUUGUGCAUUAACCUAGCUAAUGGACUUUCUUCAAAUGCACUAGUACCUUUUCUUGUCUGCAGCAUUUCUGUUAUUGUGAGUUUCUCAAGUGGGCCAAAAAAUUCGAACCAUUUAGCAAUGAAGGGGUUUGACAAAGGGUGGAUAUGGAUACGAAGAAACGAGUAAAUGGGUCGCUCGUGUUUGUGUUUUUGUUGACCCACAAAACUCACUACUUCGUCGUUUACUAUAUGGAAGUAGGCCCUCCUAAAUGAAUUUUAGUAAGUUCUAAAUUAAUAGAUUUAUAUUUGAAUUGUUUAUGUUUCUUA
Messenger RNA from Diospyros lotus (date-plum), 1236 nucleotides. RefSeq names its product DNA repair RAD52-like protein 2, chloroplastic. Gene Ontology annotation, biological process: double-strand break repair via homologous recombination. Gene Ontology annotation, molecular function: DNA binding. The record is from RefSeq and is a predicted model, not a curated record. Lineage: Eukaryota; Viridiplantae; Streptophyta; Magnoliopsida; Ericales; Ebenaceae. Bases 13 to 816 code for a protein of 267 amino acids. The transcript is spliced from 5 exons.